UGACAGAGAGAGAGGUAGAGGGAGAGAGAAAGAGUAAGAGGUGUACAGACAGCCGGAGAGUGAAAGUAGGGCAGCGGAGGAAGAACAGAGAGAGAGACUACUUCAUGCUAUUUCACGAUUGCUGAGAGAGAUUUGACCAUGAAGCUCUUCUGCCUCUUGUUUCUGCUGGGUGUGUCUACAGUUCAGGCAGCUCAUCAGGAUACCUCCAGGGUCUACCCCACUGUACCCUCUCAACUCCAGCCCCAGACGCAGCCUCCACCCGAGGCCAAGUCCCGCUUUGCCAUGCUGGACGAUGUCCGUCUCCUUGCCAACGGCUUGCUCCAACUGGGUCAGAGCCUCAGGGAGUUUGUCCACAAGACCAAGGCCCAGAUCAACGACAUCUUUCAAAAACUCAACAUCUUUGACCGCUCUUUCUACCAGCUCUCUGUGGUCACCUCUGAGAUAAAGGAGGAAGAGGAGGAGCUGAAGAAGACCACCACAUUCCUCAAGGCCAACAACGAGGAGAUCCGGAACCUGUCACUGGAGAUCAACUCCAAGAUCAACAGUAUCCUGCAAGAGAGGAGCCAGCUGCAGAGUAAAGUAGGGGGGCUGGAGGAGAAACUGAAGGGACUGUCGGAGAGCAUGAUGCCCGCAGAGCAGCUCUACGAGAUCAAGUCACUCAAGGAUGUGAUUGCGGCUCAGGAGAGGACCAUCACGGACCUGCUGAAAGCUGUGAGGGAGCAGCACGAUCAGCUUAACAACCAAAAAACUAAGAUCAGGACUCUGGAGGAAAAGAUCAGCAUUGACAAUUUCCAGGACACAACUGACAAAGUUGCAGAUUCCAACUCAGAGACGCCAGACAUGUUUGAAUACCUGACAGGCAACUCCACUGGUCUGGACACAGACCUAUCCAUGGACUGCAGUGAUCUGUUCAACAGAGGAGAGAGAAACAGCGGGGUGUACUCUAUCAAGCCAAACCAGUCUGAGCCUUUCAAUGUGUUCUGUGAACUGACCUCAGGAGGAGGAUCAACAGUCAUCCAGAGCAGGGAGGACGGGUCUGUGGAUUUUGACCAGGCAUGGGAGAAGUACGAGAACGGAUUUGGGGAUCUGGAAAGAGAGUUCUGGCUGGGCCUGAGGAAGAUCCACAGCCUUGCUGGUCAGGGUGAAUCUAUCCUGCGUAUUGAGCUGGAGGACUGGAAGGAGGAGAGGAGGUCUGUAGAGUACCAGUUCACCAUAGAGGGACCCCAGGCCCACUACACCCUCCACCUCACCCACCUGUCUGGUGAUCUGCCCGACGCCAUGGGCAACCACAGUGGCAUGAGGUUCUCAACCAAGGACAGAGACAACGACAACCACCAGGACUCCAACUGCGCCAAAAACUACACAGGUGGCUGGUGGUUCAAUGCCUGUGGUGACACCAACCUGAACGGCAGGUACAUGUGGCUGAGGUCAAAGGGUCGUUCCAUGAGGAGGAAAGGAAUCCAGUGGAAACCUAUGGGGACCUCCUACUCCCUCAAGACCACCAAGAUCUCCAUACGGCCCGCCUCACCCGCCCCUCUCACCUCAAGUCCCCCUUAACCUCGUCCCCACCUACAUUACACCUCGUUGGUACGGCAACAACAAAGACACCCCCUCUCGCCGUAACCUUCCACUUACCCACCCUCGCAUUACACAUUGUUGGCAUGGUAGCAACAGAUAGAGCAGCUGUUGACAGUAGAAAAAAAGUCUGCCGUCAAUAACAGCCAGCCAACAAUUUUGUAUGACAGAGAAAAUAAGCUGACUCGUUAGAAUGAUGCAAUAGCAGUCAGCCGGUCAAUGACCUCACAAAUUGUUCCAGAUACACAUAUAGAGUUGGGUAAUCAGUUUUAUAAGAGCCACGUUUUGGUUUGGAUGGAAUGUCAGAUGAUUCAACACUGUCUGUCCUGGUCUGCAACACAUCCCAGCACUGAGAAGUUAGGCUACCUUCAAUGGGUGAAUUUAAAAAAAUAAUCAAUUAAGUAAUUAUGUAAGCGACAGAACACUCUGCUUUAGAUAAGUUACUACUCAUUAUGUUAAAUGAAUGAACUGCAUGUGACAAAGACAUCAUCCUCAGGCAUGUCCUUAUCCACGGAUUUAUCACUCUAUAUUGUAUUUCUGCACAUUCGGUGGCUGUUGCUGAAUGUACCAAAUAUUCACACAUAAGUAGACAAAAUAUCAAAAUGAUGCAUAGAUCUUCAAAUGUAUAUGAGCUUAGUGUUUUCACCAUCUUUUAAAAAACGUUAUACUGUAUUUAAAACAAUUUUGAUAAUGUUCUAUUAAAUGUGCUGCCAGGGUAGUUAAACGUCAGGUCAUUUAGAUUGGUCAUAUUGACUCUCGUCUCCUGCCAACGCUCAUCUUUCUGCUGCAUUUAAAACGGCUGCUACUUACUGUACAUAUGUUAUGUUUCUUACUAAUUAUUGCAGAGUGAUUAAAUUAAAUGUAGUUCUUUCCCCCAUUAUUAAACUAAUUGACCAAC
Oncorhynchus masou masou (cherry salmon) is the source of this 2473-nucleotide messenger RNA. Its product is annotated as angiopoietin-related protein 3-like. The coding region runs from base 139 to 1557 and encodes 472 amino acids. The record is from RefSeq and is a predicted model, not a curated record. NCBI's taxonomy places the organism in Eukaryota, Metazoa, Chordata, Actinopteri, Salmoniformes, Salmonidae. The transcript is spliced from 6 exons. Gene Ontology annotation, biological process: phospholipid catabolic process; cholesterol homeostasis; phospholipid homeostasis.